AAUUGCAGCGUAAACAUGCCAUGCUUUUUAUGCAGCGCACACCAUGACCUGCUGAAAAUAAAUCAAUCUACUUACUGUGAACGUAGCCUCAUAAACUUUCUAUCAUUUCAAUUUCUAUCAAACGGAGGACGUAAACAAAAUACAACAUCAUGUACAGCGGAGGUGGCAGUAGAGGAUAUACCGGCUAUACGGAUAAAAAUGUGUUGAACCAUUACUUGACCUUAGACUUGCCAGAUGAUCAUAUCAUGUGUGAAUACAUUUGGAUAGAUGGGACAGGGGAAGGAAUACGGUCCAAGUGCAAAACGCUCGACUUUGAACCAACCAGCUUGGAUGACUAUCCAAUAUGGAACUACGAUGGUUCGAGUACAUAUCAAGCUGAAGGCUCGAACUCUGACAUGUACCUUCAUCCGUGCGCUAUCUUCAGCGACCCAUUUAGACGCGGGAAAAAUAAGCUCGUGCUCUGUGAUGUCUAUAAAUACAACAAGGAACCUGCAGAUUCAAACAAACGAAAAAGUUGCGCAAAAGUCAUGGAAGCGGCAAAGGACUCUCACCCUUGGUUUGGCAUUGAACAAGAGUAUACACUUCUGGAUUUUGACGGUUACCCAUUUGGCUGGCCAAAGAAUGGCUUCCCUGGACCACAAGGACCGUAUUAUUGUGGUGUUGGUGCUACGAGAGUUUAUGGUCGAGACAUUGUUGAAGCACACUACAGGGCAAGUCUACAUGCCGGCGUUAAAAUAGCCGGAUGUAAUGCUGAAGUCAUGCCCGGUCAGUGGGAGUACCAGGUUGGACCAUGUGAGGGUAUCUCAAUCGGUGAUCAUCUGUGGGUUUCCCGUUAUCUGUUGCACCGUGUGGCGGAGGAUUUUGGUAUAACUGCGACCCUUGAUCCUAAACCCGUUCAGGGAGACUGGAACGGAGCCGGGGCUCACUGUAAUUUCAGUACAAGUGCGAUGAGAGAAAAAGGCGGACUGAAACAUAUAGAGACAGCUAUUGAAAAGUUAUCUAAACAUCACAGUAAACACAUUCAUGCCUACGAUCCCCACGAGGGCAAAGAUAACGAAAGACGUCUCACGGGACUUCACGAGACUUCAGAUAUUCAUGAUUUUUCGGCCGGUAUAGCAAACCGCGGUGCUAGUAUCAGAAUCCCCCGCCAGGUGGCAGAAAUUGGAUACGGUUAUCUGGAGGAUAGACGCCCGUCCUCUAACUGUGACCCAUAUUCUGUAGCAGAAGUCAUCGUGCAGACGACAGUUCUUGACGAAUAAACAAUAUUGACAUGUACACUUUCUGUUGAGAGGAAAACAUUUUUGUGAUGACGACAGUUUAUAAAACUGUUUUAUUUUACAGAUAUUCUUGUCUGCGGUAUUGUAACAAAAAAAACGUUUGUGCAUAUGACGCAUUACCUCUCUAUAUUAUAUGAACAGCUAGAAACUUUCAGUAUAUAUAAAACUGUAGGUUAUGGAUUUUGUUACUAUGCAUACAUUUUCUAUAUCUGCGUGUGUUACUGGUUUGAGAGAAAUGUAAUAAAAAUAAUCAAAAAGGUCAA
Molecule: messenger RNA, 1540 nt
Organism: Ruditapes philippinarum (Manila clam)
Lineage: Eukaryota; Metazoa; Mollusca; Bivalvia; Venerida; Veneridae
Product: glutamine synthetase-like
Exons: 7
Coding region: 150-1259 (369 amino acids)
Cellular component (GO): cytoplasm
Molecular function (GO): glutamine synthetase activity
Source: RefSeq, a predicted model, not a curated record